Molecule: messenger RNA, 3773 nt
Organism: Amoebophrya sp. A120
Lineage: Eukaryota; Dinophyceae; Syndiniales; Amoebophryaceae
Source: the annotation of a GenBank genome assembly
AGCACCAAAAAUGUAGUUUUGGUCUGUCGUUUAUUUUGGUCUGUCCACAAGCUAAGUAUCCUAUUUUCUUCCUUCAAACUUUACGUCAGAUUUGCGAUGCGCGCACAAAUGUUUCUGAGUAGUGGACCACGAGAAAGAAGGCGCAGCGCACCGGCCAAACCACCAUCAUCGCUUUGGUGUCAUUUUUGCUUCGUUGCCCUGGCCGUUAUUAGUCGUCGCCACCCAUCGGCGCUUGCUCUCGCGACAACGACGAAAGCGAAAAAGACACAGCCGCUGGAUCUAGGCGCAGUCUUGACGUUGCGGGACUUUUCUUACCACGAUGAAGACAUGGGCAGCGGCGAGGCCGUCCCACCUCUCGUCGCUAAAAACACUAAGCUGCGUCAGGAUCUUCAGGCGGCGGCUGCCGACAGUAUACCUGCCGAGGCGAUCAUUGGGCUCUCAUCCGCAAAGCAACCAAAUCAGUCCCAGCUCAAUGGUGCAACGAUUACACGACCAGAAAGGUACUAUGAGAAACGGUUCUUCCUCGAUGGCAGUGCGGUUUCGGGACCUGCUGCGGCUUUGUCAUCCCCCGAAGAUGAAAAUAAAGACGAAAAAACUGUUGGAGCAGGCGAAACUACAAUGUCGGAAAAUUCCCUCCUCCCUCCACAGCUAAAGCGCGGCAGCUUUGACGACAAUGUGCUUUCGUUGAUCCGGCAAUUUUCGAAAUUCCGCUUUCGGAAGGACACAAUCGAAGACACGGAAAGCACCAGCAGCAGUGAUGAAAUCGAAAUCCAGCAGACAGACGUGCCAGCAGCAGCAGCGCGACCAGAUGAAGCCGUGGCGCCUCGCCCGCCACUGGGAAUAAGGGAAGAUGAUUCUCAAUCGACUUCCGACGGUGUAUUUGCGCCGCCGCCGCGUCGUGUUGAGAGCACAACAGGAAAUGGCACAUCGGAAGCAGCAGCAGCAGCUAGGAUUGCUAGCGGACUACAUUAUGCCGGAGUACCUUCAAGAGAAAGAGGCAACGAGCAGGAUCGUGCUCGCGGCGUUGCCCCCGCCAGCGGUAGUGUUUCCACUGCAUCCACCGAGAGUGGCGGUAAAAGAACCAAGAGCAAUUCUUCCACGGACCGCGGCUGCGUUUCCGGCUACUAUCCGUUUCUCUUUGAUGAUCUGUUCGAUAAAAAGUUGUACGCGGCUAGCCGCGCCCGGGCGCACGCUCGGAACGAAGCCAGAGUGCAGCAGCGGCAAAAUGCGGAGCUACUUCACUGGCCGAGAAACCAUUACGGUAAUCUGAUGACGCAUGAUCAUCUUCAUCUGCGCAACCAAGACCUGGGGCCAGCGGGCCCGGAACUCACUACUAAUCCGCUAGUGCAUCCAACUGGCAAACCUCAAGCGAUGUUUGACGAGCUCGAGGACACAUAUUGGGUAAAAAGCCGCAACGGGGGUGUAACCUCCUCGCCCUCUUCGCCCAGCAGUGGUGGCACCGCUUCUACUGCCGACGGCCGUGAGCAGAUUACCCUGGAGCCGCGCUGGCCUUCGUAUGUGCUGUGGCGCGGCAAAGAAUACCACGCGGCGUCGAACCACGGGAUAUCUUCCUUUCUGUUGCCAAAGGGCUUCCAAUUCUUUAGUACCAAUGGUAAAAAUCAUGGGGACCAUGCCUUUUGCAACAGGCGGAUGAGUACUAUUACGGCUACGAACACGACUUCGUCGGAAACAGUAUCUACGGCUUCUACUUGCAUUGCAUCUUCCACUACUGCUGCGCAUUAUGGACGAGGACCAGAUGCUGGCUGCGGGGGGGUGAAGAGGAACACGUGUAGUGAAGAAAUUGAACAAGGCCCGACGAGCAGCGUCGACCACGCGCAGAGAUCGUCCUCGUCCUCGUCGUCAUCCAGCUCUUGUGCGGUCGAAAGCCUGUCCCGACAGCAGCCUACAUUGCUCACCCACAGCAGCAGGCAACCACACGAGGAUCCCGCAACGUCCUGGGACAAAACCGAUCCUCGCUGCGCGUUCCACCGGCCCAGAGGCGUGCCUCCGCCCGAGUCCGCGGAAUGCGACGGCAUCGAGUCGACCUUCUACUUUCGUCGACAGCGCGAGCUGAAGCGGUGGACGCGAUCCGAAGACCAAGUGUCGGUGCACCGGGUCUUGACGGGGCGGUUUCUGGCGAAGUGGAUCGGAAGGGAGCUGUUGCGGCGCAAAGCGAGACAAGGGGCAGAUGAGGGUGGCCCCGUGGAAGCACCACGGUGCGGAAGUGGUGGGCGAUGUACUGUGCCUGCAUUUUCUUCUUGUGAAGGAAGAACAAAUGGAGCUACUGGGGGAAGUCGUGAAACAACAACAAGCCACGACGAGGCAAAAACUUAUAGCGCACAUCAGAACGAUGGGACGUCGCAGGAGACCACGCUGGAGCGAACCUAUGUCUGGUUGCAGAAGUACCAUCGGCGAACCGCGUUCCAAAUAACGCUGAAUUUAUUUCGCCACGCUGCUCAGGGUCACCACGGUAGGGAUCACAACAUCAACUCACCACUCGCGGGCUUCACAGAGGAAAUCCGAUUCACGCCCUCGUCGACGGCGGAAAGAGGUACCGACGUGCCGGAGGUAAAACACUUGCGCCGCACUGGCGGACUGCCGAUACCCAUGCGGACUGGAUCUUCACUCGAGCGACGGAACAGCAAAGCAGGAAGCACGAGGACGAGAACAACGGCGAAUGAUGGUGCACAUGCCGCGGACGAGUAUUUCAGUGUUUUUUGGCACGUCAAGGCGGAAAAUCCUCUCGAAAGCGAGAUGACGAUUUUUCUGUCUUCAAACCGAGCCGACCGCGUUUUUGACGGUUCACCGCGAUGGACCACCACCGCGGCAGCCAGUGCGGGGCUCGCAGCGAGAGAUUCAAAGAACGGUAUAGAAGAAACGACAAGGAACUACGGGGGACUACCGGGGAACAGCUGCGAAUACGAGCUCUAUUGCGACGGCCAGGACUUGUUCGAAAGCCACCAAAGGGACGAGGGAGAGGCUAAUGGGUCCUACAACUCCCCAGCAGCGUCAUCUUCGGGAGGCCGUUCUACUACCUGUAGCGUGCCUGGCUCCUCUCCUCCAUUACCUUCUUCGAUGACGCCCAGCUCUCGCGGCAGUCCCUCGUCGUCGGCGGGUUCCCCUCGUCGAAUAAAUUAUGGUGACGCAGCUUCGUCGCGAAGCAGCACCGCCACGCGACCCUCUGGUCGCUCCAGCGCAACGGCGAGUCCCAGCUCCAGCCCCAACGCCACACCACCCGGGAGCCCGGGAACUGCGACGCCGGUGCUGGCCUGCUACGCCGGACGGAGGCGGUCGCCGCAUUCCCUGCUUCGAUCGCUAUUUUUUCGCGGCGGGGGCUGUUUCGGGGGCGGGCUUUGAAAAGUCCUCCAAAUGCAUGCGUGUGAAAUGCCUGGUAGCUAGAUAUUAUUGAAUUUUUUCAAGCAAAAGAAAACGAAACUCUCUGUAUGUCUUCAUUUUUCAGCAGCUUUAGUAUUGGUUUUCACGGACUCUAUCCUUGUCUCCGCAGGAUGUAGUACUCCUACAUCUAGCGACAUGACGAUACGAAGUGUAAAAGCUUCGUAUAUUUUUGCGUUUAUGUAACAAGUUGGUUCAAGUACAAGUUCUUUAGGUCAACAUUGUGUAAGAACAUUCAUUGGUGUCAACAAUUGUCGUAUGCGAGUUGUAGAUUUCACACAGAAGAAGAGAGACAAGCAUGAUGUCAAUUCAACUUUUGGUCAGAUGUUGUAGCAAAGUAAGCCUAGACUGCAAAAUGAAAAGACUGGAAGAGAUUAUUC